AUGUCCUCGAACGACGACCGCGAUGGAGAAGCCGAGGGCCAACGGAAGAAGCGAAGGCUGGGCAGAGCAUGCGAUCUGUGUCGGAGCCGAAAAAUCCGAUGCGAUGGUUCGCAAGAGGAAAACGAAGCAUGCUCGACCUGCAUCGACAUGAAUGUAGAGUGUACAUAUCUCAAGAAAGCUGCCAAACGACCGCCGCCCCGCAGCACAUACAUAGCCAAUUUAGAAUCCCGCCUUCAACACUCCGAAGCUCAGCUUCGAGCCCUCAGAAGCGAACUCUCUGCAGGUCAUAUCGGCUCUGGCUCGUCCUCGGCAGCCUCCUCACCGCCAACCCACAUAAACGACACCAUCAUGCCAGGAGAUACAAACGGCUCGUUGUUCAUGCUUAGGACGACACUGCAGAACCUGAUUCUCCCCCCACCCGAACCCACGGCAGAAGAUCUGGAACACAUAGCGAUGGUCAAGCAGUUUGAACGGCUGCGCGUGGAAAGCAAUCUCAGCCUCCCGAAGGACGAAGUGCGCUUCAUCGGCAAGUCGUCAGGCAUUGCGCUUGUUCAUGCCGCCAUGGAUUUGAAAAGGAAGGUCGGGAAGGACGGAGAUCCAAGGCAGGCCGACAGUCACGGAGUCGGUGGGAGGGACGGUGCAGUUAUGGCUUCGAGAAGAAUGCAAUUUUGGACCUUCCGGCCGUGGGCAAACACUUCGGUCCGCACACACAACUAUACUUUCCCUCCAAUACCGCUUAUGAAUGAGCUCGUUGAGCUCUACUUCGCGAACGUCAACAUCUACCUACCCUUGUUACAUCGCCCAACCUUCGAGAAGAAUGUGAGGGAUGGAUUGUUCUUGAGCAAUGACCCAUUCGCAGGCACCGUGCUUCUAGUUUGUGCGGUUGCCUCUCGCUGGCAUUCUGAUCCCCGAGUCGGCGCACCAGGCGGGAUUGGUGUAGGCUUGGACGAUCGAUACGGACGAGGCCCAGUCAGCUACUCAGAGUUAUUCUCAGCGGCCGAUUCUCCCUCUACCGCCGCUGCAUAUGCUGCGUUACCCAGGUUACACACGCCGACUCCUACGGAGUCGGCGCAAAUUGCGGCUGCAUCGGGCGGUCCAGGACAAGGAUUGGCGUGCGGAUGGGCAUGGUUCGACCAGGUCCCACCGCUGGCCAAUCAGAUGUUUGGUCAAACAACGCUGUACGACCUCCAGAACGCUUCUCUGGCCAUCCAAUUCCUCGAGCGAGCCGCAUCGCCCCAUAUCUGCUGGAACAUCGUCGGUACCGCAUUAAGGCUAGCCCAGGAUCUCGGGAUUCAUCGACGUUCCGCGCGUUUUGAGAAGCAUACUGUCGAACGGGAGCAAUUCAAACGGGCUUUCUGGGUUCUUGUUUUUCAAGAUCGAAUGCUGAGCUCUGGUAUGGGGCGGCCGUGUAGUAUGCAGUACGAAGAUUACGACGUUGACUUGCCCAUCGAAUGCGAUGAUGAAUAUUGGGAGCAUCCCACCCAUGCGUUCCAGCAGCCUGCAGGUGUACCCUCCUACGUCGCCUUCUUCAACACAAUGAUGGGCCUCAAUCAUAUCCUCGCAGUUAGCUUGAAGAUACUGUACUCUUUGGCCAAGUUCCGUGAUGCCUUUCGCGGUAUGGGCGAACGCUGGGACGAGAAUGUUGUCGCUGAGCUUGAUUCGGCAAUGAACAAUUGGCGAGAGCGGGUCCCUGCGCAUCUCCAAUGGGACCCCGCUCGCACGGAUCCAGUUUUUUUCGACCAGAGUGUGGCCAUCCAAUGUGCAUACACAUAUGUCCAGAUCCUCGUCCAUCGCCCAUUCAUACCAAUGCUGCGCAAGUCCCAGUCAACGACCACGCUACCUGCCCUUGCAAUUUGCACGAGUGCUGCGCGCACAUGCGCCCAUGUUGUUGACGUGCAAAUGCAGCGGAAGGGGAAAGUCCCCGUGGUAUUUAGUUUCCACGCUGUUUUUUCCUCUGCGAUUGUUCUGAUCCUCAACGUUUGGAGCGGAAAGCGCACUGCUGGCGGGCAGGUUGACAUCCGCUCUGUGGAUGUCCAUCUCGCCAACGUGCGGAAAUGUAUGGCUGCUAUCGGCCUAUGUGAAGAUCGAUGGCAGCAUGCAGGGAUGCUGGGCGACCUGCUCGUCGAGCUCACUUCUGUCGGUCAACUGCGCGACCACAGGCAGCCCUCAGACCGGGAGAAAGGGCAAUCGUCAGAACAAACAAACGGCGCCCCGGCCGGGAUGGCAGAUGUCGAUUCCUCCCUGUUUUACCAAGCCAAUGCCAUGCCGACCGCUGCUGCGCCAAUCUGGGACCAGUACGCAAACGGCGCGCCAUACAACCCACUCCCUGACGGUGGGCCGCCUAUGGCGGAAUUCGGACACGGCGACAUCGAGAUGCUGCUUGAUAUGAGCAUGAUCGACCGCGAGACGGCGGCGAUAUGGGCAAAUGCACCGGUUGGCCUCGAGCUUACCGACUGGGGGAAUUACUUUGGUCAGCAAGAGAUUCCGGCAGGUGGGAAUCAAGCGGGAUAUGAGCCUGGUGUGGGGAUGCCAUGGAGAUGA
Mycena indigotica is the source of this 2541-nucleotide messenger RNA. RefSeq names its product Zn(2)-C6 fungal-type domain-containing protein. The coding region runs from base 1 to 2541 and encodes 846 amino acids. Gene Ontology annotation, biological process: regulation of DNA-templated transcription; DNA-templated transcription. Gene Ontology annotation, molecular function: zinc ion binding; DNA-binding transcription factor activity, RNA polymerase II-specific; DNA binding. The transcript has 17 exons. The record is from RefSeq and is a predicted model, not a curated record. Lineage: Eukaryota; Fungi; Basidiomycota; Agaricomycetes; Agaricales; Mycenaceae.